Drosophila sechellia is the source of this 1113-nucleotide messenger RNA. Its product is annotated as lysoplasmalogenase-like protein TMEM86A. Gene Ontology annotation, molecular function: hydrolase activity. The record is from RefSeq and is a predicted model, not a curated record. NCBI's taxonomy places the organism in Eukaryota, Metazoa, Arthropoda, Insecta, Diptera, Drosophilidae. Gene Ontology annotation, cellular component: membrane. The coding region runs from base 176 to 883 and encodes 235 amino acids. The transcript is spliced from 4 exons.
UAUUGACGUUGGCCGCCCGUGCGCAACGUGUUCUUUUCCAUUGUUUUCAUUUUCGGGGGGCUAUAGUUUUGUUUAUUUUCCAUUCCGCGCUCGCAUCGUGUGAAAGUGCAGCUUGGCUGGCUCGGAUUUUUUUAACCGUCUCUAAUAGUUGUAAUUUGCACUAAUUACGGCCGCAAUGAACGAUUUCGGGCCGUUCGCCAAGUCGCAUGGUCCCAAGUUGGUGCCAUUUCUGGUGACCCUCGUCCUGUACUUCUCGCUGGUGAGGAGGGAUCCUCAAGGAGAGCUAUGGACCACCGUGCUCAAAUGCCUGCCCAUUUUCGCCCUAGUAUUCUAUGUGGUGGCUAAGGGAAUCUCGCUCAAGAAGGAAUACCGUCGCUCACUUUGGAUUCUUUUGGGUCUGGUUUUCUCGAGCGGUGGUGAUGCUCUGCUCAACAUAAAUCUCUUUCCCUUCGGAAUGAUCUCCUUUGGAGUGGCGCACGUGUUUUAUAUCAGCGCCUUUGGCUGGAAGCCCGUAAAGUGGUUCAUUGGACUGGUCUUGUACGUGGCCGUAUCAUUUUUUGUUUACUUCGUGCACACGAAACUGGACGAGAUUCUCAUCAUCGGAGUGCCCAUCUACUGUUUCCUGAUCACCACAAUGCUAUGGAGAUCGCUGGCCCGCGCCGUGGACUCCAGGAACUUCCUCGCCGUGUUCUGUGCCAUCGGAGCCAUUCUGUUUGUGAUCUCCGACGCCCUGAUCGCGGUCACCAUGUUCGUGGGCGUGCCCCUGCCCUGCGCCCGCCUCCAGAUCAUGAUCACCUACUACGCCGCCCAGUUCGCCAUCGCGCUGAGCACCGCGGACGACGGUCCUGCCCUCCAACGCUCCUUUCGCAAGAAAAUUAAGUGAAGCCAGUGCCCAGUGCUCAUCUGUUGGAGACCCGGAGACAACACCAAACGCAACCACCAAACUUAGUACUUCCAAAGCGUCUAAAGUAUUGCCAUUUACGUGUGCUGGUUUCCCCAUCCCAGUAGCUUAGUGCAACCAAAUAUUUGUUCCUUUUCUGGUGGAUGUGGAAACGGAUCUUAGUAGUUUACUAGAUGUUUGUUGACUUCAAAGUAAUAAAUAUAUUAAUAAUA